Molecule: messenger RNA, 1936 nt
Organism: Impatiens glandulifera
Lineage: Eukaryota; Viridiplantae; Streptophyta; Magnoliopsida; Ericales; Balsaminaceae
Product: polyubiquitin
Exons: 2
Coding region: 161-1762 (533 amino acids)
Biological process (GO): modification-dependent protein catabolic process; protein ubiquitination
Cellular component (GO): nucleus; cytoplasm
Molecular function (GO): protein tag activity; ubiquitin protein ligase binding
Source: RefSeq, a predicted model, not a curated record
CAGCGUACACGUUACUGCGAUAAAGAAGGCUGGUUAUACACGCAAUCUUUGAUUAUUAUCUCACCCUUUAAAUACGUCCCUUCCCUUCUUAACCUAACCACAUUUUCUCCCAAUCUUCAUCUUCAUCGCCAUCUUCAGCAUUUCUUCUCGAUUCUUCAAGAUGCAGAUAUUUGUGAAAACACUUACUGGUAAGACAAUUACUCUGGAAGUUGAGAGCUCCGAUACCAUCGAUAAUGUUAAAGCCAAGAUUCAGGAUAAGGAAGGGAUUCCUCCUGAUCAGCAGAGGCUGAUCUUCGCUGGAAAGCAGCUUGAGGACGGUCGAACCCUGGCUGAUUACAACAUUCAAAAGGAAUCCACCCUUCAUUUGGUUCUACGACUUAGAGGUGGCAUGCAGAUAUUUGUGAAAACGCUCACCGGCAAGACAAUUACCUUGGAAGUUGAGAGCUCAGACACCAUCGAUAAUGUUAAAGCCAAGAUUCAGGAUAAGGAAGGGAUCCCUCCGGAUCAGCAGAGGCUAAUCUUUGCUGGAAAACAGCUUGAGGAUGGUCGAACUCUUGCCGAUUACAACAUACAGAAGGAAUCAACACUCCAUCUUGUUCUUCGUCUUCGAGGUGGCAUGCAGAUCUUUGUCAAAACUCUAACGGGAAAGACAAUCACCCUGGAAGUGGAGAGCUCUGACACCAUCGAUAAUGUGAAAGCCAAGAUUCAGGACAAGGAAGGCAUCCCUCCUGAUCAGCAAAGACUAAUCUUCGCUGGUAAACAACUUGAGGAUGGGCGAACUCUUGCUGAUUACAACAUCCAAAAGGAAUCCACCCUUCACUUAGUUCUCCGUCUCAGAGGUGGCAUGCAGAUCUUUGUCAAAACCCUAACUGGAAAGACAAUCACCCUGGAAGUGGAGAGCUCUGACACCAUUGAUAAUGUAAAGGCCAAGAUCCAGGAUAAGGAGGGCAUCCCCCCUGAUCAACAGAGAUUGAUCUUUGCUGGGAAGCAGCUUGAGGAUGGAAGAACCCUUGCAGAUUACAACAUACAGAAGGAAUCAACCCUCCACCUUGUUCUACGUCUGAGAGGUGGUAUGCAGAUUUUUGUUAAGACCCUAACUGGCAAAACGAUCACACUUGAAGUGGAAAGCUCUGAUACAAUUGACAAUGUAAAGGCCAAGAUUCAGGAUAAGGAGGGCAUCCCCCCUGAUCAACAAAGAUUGAUCUUUGCUGGGAAGCAGCUUGAGGAUGGCAGAACACUAGCAGAUUACAACAUACAGAAAGAAUCAACCCUCCACCUUGUUCUUCGUCUGAGAGGUGGUAUGCAGAUUUUUGUGAAGACCCUAACUGGCAAAACCAUCACCCUUGAAGUGGAAAGCUCUGAUACAAUUGACAAUGUGAAGGCCAAGAUUCAGGAUAAGGAAGGAAUUCCACCUGAUCAGCAGAGAUUAAUCUUUGCCGGGAAGCAGCUUGAGGAUGGUAGAACCCUAGCAGAUUAUAACAUCCAGAAAGAAUCAACCCUUCACCUGGUCCUUCGGCUUAGGGGAGGAAUGCAAAUCUUUGUGAAGACAUUGACUGGUAAGACAAUCACAUUGGAAGUGGAGAGUUCGGAUACAAUAGACAAUGUGAAGGCUAAGAUUCAAGAUAAGGAAGGGAUUCCUCCGGAUCAGCAGAGAUUGAUCUUUGCUGGGAAGCAAUUGGAAGAUGGAAGGACCCUGGCUGACUAUAAUAUCCAGAAGGAGUCCACUCUUCACCUUGUUCUUCGCCUUCGAGGUGGGUUCUAAUUGAUGGUGUCUUAUUAAUAUUGGGCUAUGAAAAACUGUCUCUUUUUUCUUCUUUCUUUUGGUUAUGUGAACAAUUUGGGUCUUAUGUCUUAUGUUUGUUAAUAAACUUGAAUGUGUUGGGUAUUUCCUUUUGUUUUGUUUGAGACAAACUAUGGAAGUCAUCUUCUUUUCUCU